Molecule: messenger RNA, 818 nt
Organism: Nematostella vectensis (starlet sea anemone)
Lineage: Eukaryota; Metazoa; Cnidaria; Anthozoa; Actiniaria; Edwardsiidae
Product: universal stress protein Slr1101
Exons: 4
Coding region: 73-555 (160 amino acids)
Source: RefSeq, a predicted model, not a curated record
CCUGUGGUUUUAUUGCAUUCUGGGUAGAGAUUCAUAGUUGUCGCCAUAUUUAUCAAAAAGGGCACAAAAACAAUGUCUGCAGGAGAAAAAAGACGGGUUGUUAUUCCAGUAGAUGGGAGCCAACAUAGCGAGAGAGCCUUUAACUGGUAUCGUCAGCAUGUGCAUGAACCAGGGGAUGAAGUAUUGAUCAUACAUACUCAGGAGCAGCCUACCAUACCAUCCUCUCCUUAUGCGUAUGGAGGAACAGUUUUACCAGACGAGUGGAAUAAAGCUGUGGAUGAAUGCAUUGUGAAUGCCAAGAAGCUUAUUGAGGAGUACAACAAAAAAUGCAAAGAACAAGGGAUGACCUGCCGGCUUUUCAAAGGUAGUGGUCAACCAGGCGAGACUAUCUGCCAACUGGCCAAAGACCUCAGUGCCAAGCAUGUAGUGAUGGGAUCAAGAGGGUGUGGUACCAUCCGCCGCACCCUACUAGGUAGUGUUAGUGACUACUGUGUGCACCAUAGUUCUGUACCAGUUACAGUGAUACCACCUACCAAAAAACGGCAAGAAAAGUGAUGUAAUCUAGGUACAAUUAAUACUAGUCAUUAGGAGGGAAAGGGAGGACUUGGUAAUGCACUGUAAGAGCUUAAUUUUAUAAAUCUAAAAUUUCUAGUGGCAUCCACACUCGUUGGAAAGAGAAGCCUGACCAAGGUAUGGCAUGAUAGUGGAUUAUAAGGAAUGACAUGUUAGUGGAUUAUAAGGAAUAGUGUUCGGAGUUUCCGAAGCACGCUUGUGUUGUUUAAAAUGUUGCUCUCUAAUAAAGUGGACAGGUUAUUUGC